GGAAGUCAUACAAAAAUACGCACUUUCACUUUGGUGUAUUGCUUAAUCGCAUAUAUUAUAUUGCAAUGUAAUUUGCGGAUUUUUGUUACUUUUGUGACUCUAAUUGCUCAAUCGCAUAUAUUGCAAUGUAAUUUGUGGGAUUUUUACUUCUGCGACUCUACUUGUUCAGAUUUUAUGCCCUAUAUAUAAUCUGGAUAGACCGACUGACUGUGUGAGCUACACUUUAAUACAACUGCUGUACAAGAAAAGGGAAUGAAGAGCUUACAUUGCCUAGAAAUUUUGUGCGCAUUCUUAGGUGUCUUAUCCCUUGUGUCUGCUCAUCAAACAGAUGCUGUCAGUGAGGGAUGGUUGACAGUGACAGUAUUGUCAGUGGCACUGUCAGCAGGUGUUGUGGUGACACUGAUUGUGGUCUUGUUUCAGUGUGGAGGGUGUGUCGGAAUGGAAGUGUCUUCAGAAUCACACCCCGCCUCCGGGGGGAAAACGGCCCAUCCAACCUCUGUUGUCACGGACGCAAACACCCAGGUGCUUAUGUCCUCUCACACUCUCCCAGGUGACGACCCCUAUGGCUCUGGUAGUGGAGGUCAAGGUCUACCUUAUGCACUGAAUCCAAGUGUUCCCAGUGCCCAAGGGUUUACAGGCUAUCAGGCAAUGCCCACUCAGCCCGUCCCCAGUGCCCCAGGUUGGGGAGAGUCAGGGGGUGGUCAAACAAAUGGGUAUAGAUCUCCUGGGCCAGGGGCACAUCGACCAGCCAUGGGCAAUGAACCCCCUCCUCCCUCCUACAACGAAACUAUUAGGGGCAGUGAUGCAUUGUGGUAAACAUUGAUUGAUCAACAUGUAGCUACAGAAGAAGUGUGCAUCCAGUGUUUUGAAUUAGAACAAAGUUUUGCCAGUGGCGUACAGUUCGAUACAUUUGAGUAAAAGAUGGUGAAAUUUAUAAGACUUGGACUACAACCAUGAACAACUACAUUGUAUUACCUGUAUACAUUUUUUUUAUACCAGUAGAACUUAUAAAUUGAGAUCUUGAUUACUGUGGAAUAAUUUGAAUUCAUGGUGGCUCAAUUUUCGUUGUCUUCGUGGGUAGCCCUUCCCCACGAAUUUACAUCCUCGACGAAAACAAAUUUUGAAAGAGUUUGUUACCUUACUGAAACUGAAAACCGACGCAUCUACGAAAUUACAUCCCCAUGAUUAAGCAAAAAACGCACAAUCCACAAAAAUUGGAAUUUAAAUGAUGUUUUAUUUAACUUUGUAAGUUUUUUAAUUUGAUAAAGCAGCAUUUUUCCAUUGUCAAUAGUUUAUCAAUUAAUUUUGACAUUUUUUGUUGGUGCUUGAGUUGUCUACCUUUAGAGGGAUAUCUAUCUACCUUAAUAUUUGAUGUGAAAUCAUUAACUGCUGAACUUUUCCUUUACUGGAUUAUUUUUCAGGUACAUGUCACAUAAGUAGAAUCCACGCUCAGCAAUAUUUUCUCAAUACAGAAAAAAUCCACAGAAAACUACACGUGUAUAUUAUCAAAUUGUGGAGUACUAUUUUUAAAACUGAUGCCUGAUUGUUAUACUGCAAAGGUGCAUUUACUAAUUCCAAAGUGUAGAAAGAAGACAGCUACCUAGUACUCUCAUGUUACCAAUUUUGAAAGGCAGACUUUGCCUGCUUAUUCAAAUUUUUUCAAGGAGAAUUUAAACAAUAUUUUUACGAGUUUUUGUAUCAGUCAUUGGCAAUGAACAGUUAUUAUUACCCAAAUUCCAGAAUUUUUAAGGCACCUGAACAGUUUUUGAGUUAUCAAUUUACCACAUGUAUAUAUUAUCAUUUUAUAUUAGAUUUUAAACUUUCAAACUGCAAUUGAUUUUUAGGUCUGGCUGACCAUCAGGUUAGCCUUGUUCACAAAGUCUUGCCAACAUUAGGGAGAACCAGAUGGGCAUUUUGUCUUAUUACUAGUAUUUUGUUUGGUGACGUAUAAUUAUUGGGAUAAUUUAUUGACUGCAUAUCAAAUGUUUUUUUAGUACAUAAGAUUGUAUGUAACAUCAGGAACCCUGUAUGGUAUGGCAUUGUUAAUUGCCCGUUCUGUGGGAGCUGGUUGGUAUUCAGCCAUUUCACCAGUUUGUAAAGAAACUGACAGGACUGAAAUUUUACAUUUAAAGUAAAAUAACUUGUACAUUGUAAUUAAUUUUUUUUUUUUUUGUAUAUAAACUUUGACAAAAUAUGUUUUGAAAAAUAUGAAAUAUUUAAAAAAAAAAUUGCAUUUGUUUGAAACUGCUGUAUCAUUGGCACAUGAAUAUAUACAUAACAAUGCCAAAGAUAUAAACUAUGUAUCCAGUUGAUUUAUUGCAAGUAGAUUUCUCUGCAAUGUUCCCCAUCAUCCAUAAACCAGUUGAUUAGGAUUAAUAUUCAAAUUAUUGGUAAGUUCCUUACUGUAUUUUUUUUUUAUUAUUGAUGAAUUGCUGUAGAGUAUGGACUGUACUGUUGGGGCGCCUGACUUAUAUACUGCCAGGGCUGUAACCGGACACUAAUGACAGGACACACCUGUCACAGGUAACACACCUGUUGCCCACACCUUAGCUGGGUAGUGUUCCUUUUUUUCUAAUUUUAUACAUAUGUGAUCUGUGAUAUUUAUUACCUAUAUAAAUGUUGUGUUGUUUACAAAAUAAGAUUGAAAAAAUGUACUGGUAUAGUGUUUUUCUAUCCAACAUAGUGUGAAAUGAAAGUAUUUGCAUAAUUUAAGGGGGUUGUGCUUCUCUACAUGUGCUUGCUAUUUUUCUUGUAUAUGCUUUUAUCUCGUUAUAUUGCUCCUUCCAUGUCAUGGUUGUUUUCUGGUAUGUUACUUCUGUUAGUACAAGAUUUGUAUAGUAUAAUCAAACACGACACAAUCCCCCCCCCCAAUUCUUUGAACUAGAUCUGUGUUACUUGAACAUAACCCACUUUUUCAUCCAAUCAGCAGUCGCUUAAUAUUCUAUUAUGAAAUCUUUAAGUUGACAUCGUGACACUUCGAUUGACAGCUAAGAGAGCCGUAAACAAGAGAGAUGGUAUUUGAUUAGUGCAGAACUUUUGAUCAGCCAAUAAAAAUUGAGUUAUGUUCUAAGUACGUUAAAUCAUAUUAAGUAAAGUUAACCCAAUUAAGAAGGUCCUGGCUCGGUCACUUUGUUCCCUCCACCCCCUUCUUAAUUGCUAAAUUUUACUAGCUGCAGGUGUGUAGCUCCCAGUCUGAAAAAAAUUUGGAUCGACGAUUUUUUUUUCUAGACCGGGAGCUACAGACCUGCAGCUAAAGUUUUACUUAAUAUGAUCCAACUAUUAUUAUUCAUCUUCGAAAGUUUUCAUAAAACCUCAUCAUAUUGGGAAAUCUUGAGUGUUUAUUUUUUAUUUAACAUAAUAAACUCCAAGAAGUUGA
This is a messenger RNA of Magallana angulata, 3376 nucleotides long. RefSeq lists its product as uncharacterized. The record is from RefSeq and is a predicted model, not a curated record. The transcript is spliced from 3 exons. NCBI's taxonomy places the organism in Eukaryota, Metazoa, Mollusca, Bivalvia, Ostreida, Ostreidae. The coding region runs from base 253 to 816 and encodes 187 amino acids.